Molecule: messenger RNA, 2269 nt
Organism: Hirundo rustica (Barn swallow)
Lineage: Eukaryota; Metazoa; Chordata; Aves; Passeriformes; Hirundinidae
Product: perilipin-3-like
Exons: 7
Coding region: 435-1937 (500 amino acids)
Biological process (GO): positive regulation of triglyceride storage; lipid storage
Cellular component (GO): lipid droplet; cytosol
Source: RefSeq, a predicted model, not a curated record
CAGGGGGGGCCGCUGGUGCUCGGUUCCCUGCGGGGCUCCGGGGGCUGCCCCCGCCGAGGCGCCGCUGACGGGCAGCACGUUCCCAGCGCAGGAUUGCGACAGACGCGUCCGCUCUGGCUGCUGCUGAAUCACCCAAAAAGCCCUCCCUGGCCCCAAAAAGGGGCAUCCCCGAGGGGAUACGGGGGUCCGAGAGGGGUUGAGGGGUCACAGCCCCCCCCUUUUCCUGGCAGGGGACCCCACCCCAAGCCCCCUUCAGACCCCCGAAAACGCCCCCGGGAGCCCCUCAGAGCCCACCAGCCGCUCCCACUCGGGGCACGAGCAGGGAGCAGGGGCUGGGGGGUGCUGAGGGUCUCAUCCCCAGGGGGGGUCCCCGCCAGCCUCACCCACCCACGGCACCCCAAAUUCUCCCUCUCCCCGCUGCAGCCGCCGCUGCCAUGUCGGCCGAAAACCCCGCGGCGCCGGCAGAGGCCGGGCCGGACACCAAGAGCGUGGUGAACCGCGUGGCCAACCUGGCGCUGGUGAGCUGCGCCUGCGGGGCCGUGGCCUCGGCGUACGGCCGCACCAAGCAGAGCCACCCCUGCGUGCGCUCCGUCUGCAGCGCCGCCGAGAAGGGGCUCAGGACCCUGACGGCAGCAGCAGCGAGCGGGGCCCAGCCCCUCCUCACCCGGCUGGAGCCCCAGAUUUCCACCGCCAACAAAUUGGCCUGCAAAGGGCUGGACAAGCUGGAGGAGAAGCUGCCCAUCCUGCAGCAGCCCCCCGAGAGGGUGGUGGCCGGGACCAGGGAGCUGGUGUCGUGCACGGUGAGCGGGGCCGUGGCCAGGACGCGCUCGGCGCUCGGGGCCGUGGUGGGAACCCGCGUGGGGCGGCUGCUGGCCACGGGCGUGGACGCCGUGCUGGGCAAAUCGGAGUCGCUGCUGGAUGGGCACCGCCCCGGGACGGGCGAGGAGCUGGCGGCGGCAGCAGGCACAGAGGUGACCACGGGCACGGAGGUGACCACGGGCAAGAAGGUGACCACGAGUUCAGAGGUGAUCAGGGGCACGGAGGUGACUGCGGGCACAGAGGUCACCAUGGGCAGGGAGGUGGCCAAGGGCAAGGAGGUGACCACGGGCAAGGUGACCACGAGCUCAGAGGUGACCAGGGGCACGGAGGUGACCACAGACACAGAGGUGGCCACGGGCACGGAGGUCACCACGGGCACGGAGGUCACCACGGGCACGGAGGUCACCACGGAGGUGGCCGCGCAGGAGCGGCAGAGGCGCUGGCAGAGCUACUUUGUCCGCGUGGGCUCGCUGUCGGCCAGGCUGCCUCACCGGGCCCUGCGGCGCUCGCUGGGGGACCUGCAGCGGGCACGGCUCCGUGCCCAGCGGCUCCUGGCCCAGCUCCACCACGUCAUCCAGCUGAUCGAGGAGGGGCAGCGGGGCACGGACGGGCCCUGGCACAGCACGCGGGAGCACCUGCACGGCCUGUGGCUGGAGUGGAGCCAGCAGGACGCGGUGCCCAUGGAGGACAACGAGGUGGAGGCUCGGACGCUGGCCAUGCUCCAGGGGCUCCUGCACCAGCUUCACGCCGCCUGCUCCCACCUGGCCGCCGGCGCCCGGGCGUUCCCCAGCAGCGUGCAGGAGACGGCGGGACACGUCCGGCACGGCGUGGAGGGCGUCCAGGCUUCUCUGGCCAGCGCCCGCUCCUUCCAGGACCUGUCGGGCAUGGUGCUGGCGCAGAGCCGGGACGCGGUGAUGCGGGCGCAGCUGAGCCUCGAGGGGCUGCUGGAGCACGUGGGGCAGCACACGCCGCUGCCCUGGAUCCUGGGACCCUUCGCCCCCGCGCUCGUGGAGUAUCCCGAGGACGUCCCGGUGGAUAUGUCCAAGUGGGAGGGCUGUGUCACCGUGGGGGGCACGCGCCGGGCGCCCGCCGCCCCCCGGGUCUGCAGCCAGCGCUGAGUCCCCGGUGCCCCUGAGCUGGGGGAGCGCCCACCCAGAGCUACGAACGCCGAUCCCGCCGGGACUGAGGGGGUGAUGGACCCGGUGACCCGGCGUGGGACCCCAGCGUCACGGCCGGGGGCUCCUGCGGGGAUGGUGGCAGGUGGAGGACGCAGCGUGAGUCUGUCUGGGAUCCAGGGCUAAGCCCCGGGAGCACUGGGAUUUCGUGUCUGAACAGCUUCAAACCAGUUUAAAGAGGAAGAAAACAAGUUUUUCGGCCUCAAAAAUGACUCAGAGCUUGCAGUGCUGUGGCAGAGCCACCGUGCCGGGAGCACCGGGGGGCUCUGCACGGG